Molecule: messenger RNA, 1772 nt
Organism: Rhagoletis zephyria (snowberry fruit fly)
Lineage: Eukaryota; Metazoa; Arthropoda; Insecta; Diptera; Tephritidae
Product: acetylcholine receptor subunit alpha-type acr-16-like
Biological process (GO): monoatomic ion transport
Cellular component (GO): membrane
Source: RefSeq, a predicted model, not a curated record
GCGUUCAUAAUUUCCCCCUGUUGUACAUAUGCAAAUGUGUAGUGGUGGUGAUCUGUCAUUUUUGAGUAUGUAUGUAUGUAUGUGCCAAACUCAAAUGCAUACUACAAACGAACGUACAAUAUUUGUGUAAUUUUUGUGUCCUUCUAGGAACUUAUUUCAAUUGCAUUAUGUUUAUGGUGGCCUCAUCAGUUGUGUCAACCAUACUUAUCCUCAAUUAUCAUCAUAGAAAUCCAGAUACGCAUGAAAUGAGUGAAUGGAUAAGAGUAAUAUUCCUUUAUUGGUUACCUUGCAUACUGCGAAUGCAAAGGCCCGGACAAGUCGGUUACGAAUGCCCACCGCCGCCGUCGUCAUCGAGUUCAUCCACCGCCGGCGAUAAGAAGCAUCAAUUGCAGAAUGUCGAACUGAAGGAAAGAUCAUCAAAAUCUCUACUUGCCAAUGUGUUGGACAUUGAUGAUGACUUUCGGUGCAAUCAUCGCUGCGCCAGCGCAACGUUGCCACAUCAGCCGACCUACUAUCGUGCCAUGUAUAGGCAAGGCGAUGAUGGCAGCGUCGGCCCGGUGGGUCCUGUCGGCCCCGUUGGCCCCGUCGGUGAUGCGCGUAUGCACGAGGCCAUGUCACACACCUGCCUCAGUUCGUCGGCGGAAUAUGAAUUGGCGCUCAUCCUCAAAGAGCUGCGAUGGAUAACAGAUCAGUUGAAGAAAGAGGAUGAAACGGGCGACGUAACGAGAGAUUGGAAAUUUGCGGCGAUGGUAGUCGAUCGCUUGUGCCUUAUAAUUUUCACGCUUUUUACAAUAAUUGCAACUUUGGCUGUACUCUUCUCCGCACCACAUUUCAUUUUCCCAUAAUUGAUGUCAGCAUUGCGGCAGCUUUUAAAAAUCUGGACUCUACACAACAACAAAUGUUUCAGACGCCAAAUGAGAAAGUUUCACGUUUUUUUUUUAAGAAAAGCUUUGUUAUAUAUAUUUUUUUUUUAGUCUAAAUGCUAAAGAAAAACACUAGUUCGGCUUAUAUACUUUUAACAAAAUCAGCAACGCAUGUAUGUAUGUACGUUAAGAUACAAAACAAAAAAAAAUGUGCCUCAGUCAACGAACGAACAAGUGUAAUUUUAUGCCAGAAAUUGCAAAAAAAAAACAAUUAAUUUUUACACAAUAGAAAACGCAAUAAAAUGGAAAAUAUGUAGGCAAAUUCGCGCACAUAUUUACGUAAACUACAAAUUAAGGUCAUUUGAUUUUAAAAUUAGUGAAAUUCAUGUAAAAAAUACUUUUGUUCCAUUUCGCCGUAUGCUGCAUAGUUUGUUGUAUGAAUUCAAUAUGGUUAAGAUAAAAUGCAAUAAAAAAGUGAAAUAUAUUUCGCUGUGAUAAGACAAACUUUCGAUGAAGAAGAAAUUCAUUUCAAAGGUAAUUGUCAAAAUGUUAGGCAUGCAUACUUGCAAAAUUUCAAAGCGCCAAUUUUUUUUUUAGGAUUUCUGAUCAGCGUGGAACAAAUUUAAAAUCGAUUUGAUGAAAAUUAUUUGGUAAUGAGCGAAUUUGUUUAAUGGUUUGUGACUAUCUUGAUAAUAUUAAAGGGCAUUGUUAUAGGUACCACAGAAACUAUAGGGCUCUCAGAAGUCGAUCUGCUACGAAGAUAAGAUGGACAUUCCACCUGCGGCUAAAAGCAUUCUGCGAUUCGGGCGUUUAACACGCUACGAGCAACUUGCUACGGUCACACCACCCUCCUCUCCAUAGCCCAACUUCGCUCUGGCUAUUGCAGCGGCCUAAAUUCAUACCUGAGUG